Messenger RNA from Penicillium digitatum Pd1, 108 nucleotides. The record is from RefSeq and is a predicted model, not a curated record. NCBI's taxonomy places the organism in Eukaryota, Fungi, Ascomycota, Eurotiomycetes, Eurotiales, Aspergillaceae.
AUGGCCCUACAGGAGAGGGUCUUCACGCCAAGGAGGAAUGGGUCGAAGUUGAGUCUUCAACAGUUUCUGAAGGUGUUUACUCAGCUUGUGCGGGACUCUUGUUAUUAA